Lucilia sericata (common green bottle fly) is the source of this 6799-nucleotide messenger RNA. RefSeq names its product rho guanine nucleotide exchange factor 18 (gene cyst). Bases 523 to 5136 code for a protein of 1537 amino acids. The record is from RefSeq and is a predicted model, not a curated record. The transcript has 3 exons. NCBI's taxonomy places the organism in Eukaryota, Metazoa, Arthropoda, Insecta, Diptera, Calliphoridae. Gene Ontology annotation, biological process: regulation of Rho protein signal transduction. Gene Ontology annotation, molecular function: guanyl-nucleotide exchange factor activity.
UAUAAUUUUGCAAACAGCCGUAUAGACAAAGUAAAAGAAAAAUUUAAUUGAUAUUACAAUAUUAAAAAUUCAACAUAAUACGGUUUAUUUUUAUAAAAAGUUUUUGACCAUUUUUGUAAAUUGGCAAAAAAAAUUAAAAAAGAAAUAAUUGAAAGUUGUGGGUUGUUGGAAUUUGUUGGACGUAUCUUUUUAUGUGAGUGCGUUUGCUUGUGCAGUUCCUCCUCUCGUCGUUUGCGAUUUUUGUUUGUGGUGUGUAAAUGUAUGUAAAUGUGUGUGCGUUAUGGAAGCAACAAAUGCCAAUUUAAGAAAUUAACAAAAAAGAAAAGAAUUGAAGACACCACACAACAAAAAAAGGGAAGUCAAGUCAGUCAAUCGUCAUUAUAUUUGUAUUCAGUACUACAAUAACUAAUAUAAAGUAGAAUAAAACAAAAGAAACAGCGAAGAAAACGAAAAAGGAAAAAAAAACUAUUUAACUUAUUGUUUUAUAGCAUUAAACUGUUAAGUUGUAACUCUUAACUUAAUAUGGACAACAAUGCUGUACAAUGCAUUAGUACAACAACGGCAGUGGCAGAUGAUAGUGACAAUGAUGAAGUAACGGAUUUCUUAAAUUCCAAUUCUUCCCCAAAUGCUCUUACACCCUUAAGUACUGUUGCUACUUCUAUAACUACUACUACUACUUCUUCGAUAGCAACUGCAAACAUUACAACUGAAACUGCUACCUUAAAUACUACAACAACAAGCUUUAAUAAUAUUGUGGAAAAUUCUAAAGCUAAUUUGAAUAAUAUAAAUCGUACUAAUACCGUAGAAAGUCAAAAUUAUUGUAUACCUGUUAUCAAUACACCGCCACCCAAUAAUAAUCAACAACAUUCCACUCAAUCUCGUCAAUCUGCUUUAACCUCAUCUUCUUUCACCUCCUCGAACAAUAACAAUAAUAACAACAAUAAUAAUACUUUUAAUUCUCAACAAUUGUUAGCAACUAAAAACGACAAUAACAUGAUACCCAUUAUAAAUGUUACACCUCAUAGUCCUGCCAAUGUCUCGAAAUACAAUAACAUUUUCGAGGACACUCUCUCACAAUUGCAGAAUAUACGCGAAAGUGUAGUGCAAAUGAAAAAUUCUUCAACUCACAUGAAUGAUAGCCUUUCCAAUUAUGGUUUAGUUAAUGCCACCAUACUUAGUGCUUCUCUGCCGGAUCUUUCGGCUACGGGAAAUGGUGGUGUGGGUUCAUCGGGUGUUGGUCCUUAUGGACCAUUGGCUGCUCACUUUGUUAUGUGGUCGCCGCAGCAACAACAACAGUAUUUAUUAAAUGCUGAUCGCCGUAAAUCAUGGACUGGCAUUGAUGACUUAACAGCUGGUGGUGAUUGCACGAAUAAAAGUGUUAGUCUGUCGAGUUUGGAUAGUGAGGAGCAGGAAACGAUAAGGGUUACUGAGCAACGAAGACGUUCCGCUAGGAAUAGCACUGGUGGUAUUUCGACGCAUUCUUUGAAUGAGGCAGAGCUAGCAAGAGAUUUUGAACGCAUUGCCGCUAAAAGAAGUUUGGCCACCGAAAUUAUUAGCCGCAUACCUUUGCAGAAAAGUAUUUCCACGUCUUCGAUAGUAGCUAAGGAAGAUAUUAAGGCUAUAGCUAGACAUCUAACCGAUAGUGAAGAUGAAAAUCAAAGUCUUUUGAGGGCACAUGCUAAAAUUGAAGUAUACGAUAACGUAGAGAAGAGACGUAAACGUGGUUCAUUGUUUUUCCGCAAGAAAAAAGAUAAAACAAAAAUGAAAUCAAUUGGUGGUCAGGUGGCCAAUUGUGAUGUUUGUGGUGUUAGUUUGUCCUUGGGAACUCUAAAAGAUCAUCAGCUGGAGUGUAAGGGUGGUGGUAGCGGCAGUGGCGGUAAAAAGGGAAGUACUGCUGGCCUAGUAGGCGGUUUAAACAAAAAAUCGGAUAAAAAUGAAAUGGGUCAAGAUUUCUAUGAUGGUACGGAACAAAAUUCCAAUUAUAAUGAUGAUAAUACACCUUUAAUAAGAUCCGAGUUUCUAAAUGAUGCCCCCAUAGAAGCUCAUGAUCUAAAAGCCGAUCCUGCUUUGGGUAUAUGCUUAAAAGAGCAUGAUUCUUGGUCUCCCGGUAUACCCAAGGAUAUAUUGAAAACCCUUAAGGAUACACAAAUCAAAAGACAAGAACAUAUUUAUGAAUUUAUAAUGACUGAAAAGCAUCACUGUCAAACGUUGUUGGUCAUGCAAAAGGUGUUUGUAGAGAGUAUGGAACGUUAUUUUCCAGCACUUAAUUGCAAUAAAAUGUUUCCUAGACUGCAGGAGUUAACGGAAUUGCAUUGUGGUUUCCUGAAAAAGUUGAGGUUAAAACAAAAGGAACAUUUUGUGGUGGAUUCCAUAGCUGAUAUUUUAUUGGAAUUUUUCUCCUUGGAAAAGGCGCAACAUUUGCGUCUGGCUUAUGGCGAAUUCUGCGCUAAUCAUCGUUCUGCUUUGGAACAAUUUAAAUCCUGCAUGACUAGCCGUGAUCCCACAUUCUCUGAGUGGUAUAAACACUGUCUAACUAAUCCUCUACUGAAAAAGAAGGGCAUACCCGAGUGUAUAUUGUUUGUAACACAACGUUUAACUAAAUAUCCCCUGCUAAUAGAGCCUUUAUUGAAAAGUGCCCGUGAAGAUAAAUUAGAAUGUGAUAAACUGCAGCAUGCUUUGGCUUUAGUUAAGGAACUGCUGGUCGAUGUAGAUGCCUGUGUGGCCGAAAAAGAGCUAAGAGAACGCCAAAUCGAUAUCUACAAUCGCAUAGAUAAUAAAUCAUUUGCUAUUUACAAAAAUAAACCUUUCCGCAAAACAGAUGUGGGUGUCGAAUCAAAACGUAGACUUAAAUUUGAGGGUUUGGCCACUUUAAUGCAGGGCAGAUCGAAAAUGCAAUUGGUGCUUGUGGUGGUGCUGACAGAUUGUUUAUGUUUCUUAAAUGAAAAUUCGGCUCAUAAUAAAUACAUGUUUUUCACACCAGAACACAAGGCGGGUGUAGUGCCUCUACAGAAACUAUUGAUAAGAGAAAAAGCGGGUACAGAAUCUCGAGGCAUUUAUAUUAUCUCAUCGAAUCCUUUGUUUCCCGAAAUGUACGAAUUAAAAGUACAAACUCCCAAAGAUAAAAAUGUUUGGAUACAAUCCAUACGCCAAGCAGUACUUGACUGUCCCUCUUCCGAUGUCAUAGAAUCGGAAGAUCUAACUCAUGAGGAGAAAUUGCGUAUAGGUGUUAAUAAAAGAGAAAUAAUAGAGAAAAUAAGACAAAAGGACAUAGAGCAGGCUAUAUUGCUAGAGGAAAAGAUACUCUUGCAAUUGAAUCUAAUACAAAAAGAUCAAAAACUUUUUGCCGAACAACAGCCCCAAGAACAACAACAGCAGCAGCAAAUUAAUAAUGCCAGCAACAUGAGUGCUGCUCAAUUUCUAACUACAUUUGGUUCUUAUAAAGAUCUGUCAGUGGGAGCCGAUUGUGAUACUGGCGAAUUGUGGAAAAAGGUAUUGAAUACCGUACAGGAUAUAACACAAUUGGCUUCCACUGUUUAUACAGCUGCCACAGGACAACCAGUCUCAAGAUCUGUUAGUUCGGUGGGUGAGAAGCACAGUGAUACCUACAACUCUCCUACCCUACCUAAAAGAGCAGAAACUUUUGCCGGUUUCGAUGAGAAAAGAGCAAAAAACAAUUUCCCCUGUAGAGCCGACAAAUUGGGCACAUUACAAGUAUUAUCGCCACGUUUACAAGAACUAGAGGAAACUAAAAAAGAAACCAAAAACUCUUCAAUAAUAUCCACACUUCUAGCAACGGCUGGUGGGGAAAUGGACUCGCAAAUAUGUGAUACAUUAAACCCCAGUGGUGGUAGCCUAGCUGUAACCAAAGAUAAUAAUUUAGCUUUACUACAAGUUACCCACAAUCUACACACUCUGCUGUGUAUCAUUUCACAGCAAAUGACCACCAUACAAUCGCUGCAGCUGCAGUUAGCUCUUUACCGUGAAAGUCCCCGAGCCUCGUACACCCACAAUGAUCAGUUGGAGGAAUUGAGAAAUUUACAAGAUAAACUGCAAGAAGAAAAGACAGCUUGGAUGCGUCAGAGGGAGCAGCAAGAACAGGAAUUGAAUGAGAAAAAAGAAGCACUCGAUAAAAUGCAAGAACAAAUCAACACCCAGCAGGAAGAUAUCAAACAGCAGCGUGAACAGUUGUAUAGAAAAAUGGAAGUGUUGUCAAGUCAAGGUCUGCUCAUUUCACCCAAUACACCACUCAAUAUAUCUACACAACUUUUACAAAGCUCGACAGCAAAUAAUGCCAAUGAAUUGGAUAAUGAUGUACAUGACUCGAAUAGUGCGUCAAAUGUACAUGAUUUAACAGCUAUGACAAAUACCGGCUCUUCUAAUGCAAAUGCAUGCAACACCCCUACGCUAACCUCUGUGGCAAGUACAGUGGACAGACGUAAAGAUAAAUGGCGUACUGCUUCGACAAUAUCAAAAACUCCACCUGUUAAUCUGUUAAGUGCUACAAAUGCUCCAAAAACUCAAGCCAAUGUGGUAAAACAAAAAAUACCCAUGAAACUAUCAUCCCUAUCAUCGACCACAUCGAAUUCUUCAUCUAAUGCGGGUGCAGCAAAUAAAGUGGAUAAAUCUAAUAGUUUUACCACCAAUAAUCAUUACAACUCUUCCUCAGCGGCGGGUAUAACACAAAUGUUUCCCCUUAAAUUGGCCGAUAAACGUAAUAAUUCCUCAACUCCCUUAGCCUCUCAACUAAUACCACAACAUUCACGUACUGGCAGUUCUCCGGCCAUUAUACAACACCCACAAACGCCCCAUAAUAGUGCUGCAAAUUUAACCUCACCCACACCACCCUCCUCGGCAGGAGUAACACGCACCGAUUCUUCGGCCACUUUCACAUAUGGUCAACGUUAUUCUUUGGGUUCAGCCAACGCGGCAGUCACUUCUACUCCCACCUCCAGUCGCAUAAUUUCCCAUACUUCAGCGGCACAAACAAAAAUACCUCAUAUGUCAACUGUAACAGCAGCAGCAUCAACAACAUCUUUACCAUCUUCCACAAAUCCAGCAACUUCCUCUUCAACAGCAGCAACAUCAAAUCGUCCAAAUGUUCAAACAAAACCCGAGGAAGAAGAAAUCUAUUUUUGACGUAAGUUUUCUAAAGAAGUGGAAAUAUAAAAUUAAUAAUAAUCUAACAGCUUAUCAUAAUACUAAGAAGGGCUUAAUUGAUAUGUUUAAAUAAGUAAAUAUCUUAAUUUAUACAUCAUAUACAUACAUACAUAUUAGUUUAUGUAUAGACUCAGUAUUGACUUAAAAGUAUUAUUAAAAAUUUUUAUUUUUUUUUAACAAAAAAUUUUUGCAAACUUUGGAUUUUUAAAGAUUUAUGGUUUUUUAAAGUUUUAUCAUUUAUUAGUUCGUUGUGAUCUUUUACAAAUUUUGCAUUUAGUAAAAUAAAAACUAUUUCUAUAAAAUUUUAUAAUUUUCAGUUAAUUUAUUAGUAGAAUAUAGUCGGAAUUUGAAACCGAAUCACCGUAUACAUGAUCAUAACGUUAACACUUUUCGAAAACGAAAAUUGGGUAAAAAGUGCUAGUAUUUCUUCUAGAUAUCGAAUGCCAUCCAUCGUCUCAAAAAGGAACAUUAAGAUAAAUUUUACUAGAUCAAGAAUGCGAUAAUUUAGCCCCAGAGUUUUGUUCUCUUAACACAGAAUGUGUGAGUUGUAUCAGGAUAUUUUAAAUUCUUAGUUCUUAUAAAAUUAAUAAAUAAGUCAGACAGGACUAGCCUUAUUUCAAUAAUUUCCGACUUCUUAUUGAAUAAGAGAUGCAUAUGUAUAUAGAAAGUCUGGCAUCGUUCAGUAGAAGAUGGUUUAGAUUGAAGAAGAUGAUCUAUCCGCUUACUAUGCAGAUCGUUUUUCUAAUUGUUUUUGUAUAUUUGGUCACAUUUUAAAACAAAUUGAUUGAAUCAUCGAUAGAAAAGGAGCUGGUUAAAGAGUUUUUUUAUUUUAUGUUUUGUUUACGUUUUUCAUAUGUGGAAUCUGUCUGAUGUUUAAAGAUCCUGAUUAAUAUUACAGCUGUAUUUUUCAAAUAGUUUCUUUAAUUCAGUUGAUGAUAUCAUUGAUGUUCUCUGUAUGAUGAUUAAAGUAUAACUAAUUAAAAUUUAUAAAGACAAGGGUAUUAUCUUCUGUCUCUUUCUGUUUUACCUGUGUACUUCACUGCACAUCUUUUUCUCAGCUUGUUUGGGCGCUUCCUUAUUGAGUUUGCCCUUCCUCUUUAAGUAUUCUUCAACGGUUAAAGUUUGAGGUCCUACUUUCAUGUUGGGUUCUCCUUUUAAGCACUCCAAACUUCUAAAGUUCGAAUUAUUUAAACACUUCUUUAAAUAGGCAGAAUCGACAUGUGUUAUAACAGAAACGAUUUUGUCCUCAUGAUCUUCAUUAAGGUAUUAAGCCCCGUUCUUUAUUCUUAUAUACUGGAUGACAUCGUCAGGCAUAAAACUGUACUUCUCUGGUAAGAAAAUAACAUUGUUUUCUAACUCCAACAUUGUCUUAACUCCAAAUGUUGUUAUCUUCCUUUCACAUUUCCAUAUUAUCAACUUCUUGUUUAUGGAUAAAACUGUACUUCUCGGGUAUUGUUUUCUAACUCCAAAUGUUGUUAUCUUCCUUUCACUUUUCCAUAAUCUCAACUUCUCGUUCAUAGGAAUAUCCUUUAAGGAUAAAACUGCAAUUCUCUGGCAAGAAGAAUAACAUUGUUUUCUAACUCCGACAUUGUCCUCCAAAUGUUGUUAUCUUCCUUUCCUUUUCCAUAAUCUUAACUUCUCG